AGGUGCCGCGGGCAGCACACUCCCUAGAGCUAGGACCACUAGUUCCGUCAAAUCCGGGGCGGGCCAUUCAAACAGCUAAGGGAGGCGUCUCCUAGUGUGCCUUUUCCUGAGUCAUCUCUGCACGUGUUUGCCCCCUUUUUUCUUCGCUGCUUGUAGCUAAGUGUUCCUGGAACCAAUUUGAUACGGGAGAACUAAGGCUGAAACCUCGGAGGAACAACCACUUUUGAAGUGACUUCGCGGCGUGCGUUGGGUGCGGACUAGGUGGCCGCGGCGGGAGUGUGCUGGAGCCUGAAGUCCACGCGCGCGGCUGAGAACCGCCGGGACCGCACGUGGGCGCCGCGCGCUUCCCCCGCUUCCCAGGUGGGCGCGGGCCGCCAGCCCACCUCCCGUCCGGCCCCGGGGAUGCGCGUCCUCCUCGCAGCGCUGGGACUGCUGUUCCUGGGGGCGCUACGAGCCUUCCCACAGGAUCGACCCUUCGAGGACACCUGUCAUGGAAACCCCAGCCACUACUAUGACAAGGCUGUCAGGAGGUGCUGUUAUCGCUGCCCCACGGGGCUGUUCCCGACACAGCAGUGCCCACAGAGGCCUGCUGACUGCAGAAAGCAGUGUGAGCCUGACUACUACCUGGAUGAGGCCGACCGCUGUACAGCCUGCGUGACUUGUUCUCGAGACGACCUCGUGGAGAAGACGCCGUGUGCAUGGAACUCCUCCCGUGUCUGCGAAUGUCGACCUGGCAUGUUCUGUGCCACGUCUGUCGUCAACUCCUGUGCCCGCUGCUUCUUCCAUUCGGUCUGUCCAGCAGGGAUGAUUGUCAAGUUCCCAGGCACGGCGCAGAAGAACACAGUCUGUGAGCCGGCUUCCCCAGGGGUCAGCCCUGCCUGUGCCAGCCCAGAGAACUGCAAGGAACCCUCCAGUGGCACCAUCCCCCAGGCCAAGCCCACCCCGCUGUCCCCAGCAACCUCCAGUGCCAGCACCAUGCCUCUAAGAGGGGGCACCCGCCUCGCCCAGGAAGCUGCUUCUAAACUGACGAGGGCUCCCGACUCUCCCUCCUCUGUGGGAAGGCCUAGUUCAGAUCCAGGUCUGUCCCCAACACAGCCAUGCCCACAGGGGUCUGGUGACUGCAGGAAGCAGUGUGAGCCCGACUACUACCUGGACGAGGCCGGCCGCUGCACGGCCUGCGUGAGCUGUUCUCGAGAUGACCUUGUGGAGAAGACGCCAUGUGCAUGGAACUCCUCCCGCGUCUGCGAAUGUCGACCUGGCAUGAUCUGUGCCACAUCAGCCACCAACUCCUGUGCCCGCUGUGUCCCCUACCCAAUCUGUGCAGCAGAGAUGGUCACCAAGCCCCAGGAUAUGGCUGAGAAGGACACCACCUUUGAGGUGCCACCCCUGGGGACCCAGCCUGACUGCAACCCCACCCCAGAGAAUGGCGAGGCGCCUGCCAGCACCAGCCCCACUCAGAGCUCGCUGGUGGACUCCCAGGCCGGUAAGACGCUGCCCAUCCCAACCAGCGCUCCCGUUGCUCUCUCCUCCACAGGGAAGCCCGUUCUGGAUGCAGGGCCAGUGCUCUUCUGGGUGAUCCUGGUGCUGGCUGUGGUGGUCGGCUCCAGCGCCUUCCUCCUGUGCCACCGGAGGGCCUGCAGGAAGCGAAUUCGGCAGAAGCUCCACCUGUGCUACCCGGUCCAGACCUCCCAGCCCAAGCUAGAGCUUGUGGAUUCCAGACCCAGGAGGAGCUCAACACAGCUAAGGAGUGGCGUGUCGGUGACAGAACCCAUCGAGGAAGAGCUGGGGUUAAUGAGCCAGCCGCUGACGGAGACCUACCACAACACGGGGGCAGCCUACCUGGAGAGCCUGCCACUGCAGGAUGCCAGCCCGGCCGGGGGCCCCUCGUCCCCCAGGGACCUUCCUGAGCCCCGGGUGUCCACGGAGCACACCAAUAACAAGAUUGAGAAAAUCUACAUCAUGAAGGCUGACACCGUGAUCGUGGGGACCGUGAAGGCUGAGCUGCCGGAGGGCCGGGGCCUGGCGGGGCCAGCAGAGCCCGAGUUGGAGGAGGAGCUGGAGGUGGACCAUACCCCCCACUACCCCGAGCAGGAGACAGAACCGCCUCUGGGCAGCUGCAGCGAUGUCAUGCUCUCAGUGGAAGAGGAAGGGAAAGAAGACCCCUUGCCCACAGCCGCCUCUGGAAAGUGAGGCCUGGGCUGGGCUGGGGCUAGGAGGGCAGCAGGGUGGCCUCUGGGAGGCCAGGAUGGCACUGUUGGCACCAAGGUUGGGGGCAGAGGCCCGUCUGGCCUGAACUGAGGUUCCAGCAUCUAGUGGUGUACCGGCCGGUCAUUGCAGGGGUCUGGUGGUCUCUGCUUGCAUCCCCCACUUAGCUGUCCCCUGACCCAGAGCCUAGGGGAUCCGGGGCUUAUACAGAAGAGACAGUCCAAGGGGACUGGAUCCCAGCAGUGAUGUUGGUUGAGGCAGCAAACAGAUGGCAGGAUGGGCACUGCCGAGAACAGCAUUGGUCCCAGAGCCCUGGGCAUCAGACCCUCACCACCAGGCCCACAGCCCAGCGAGGGAGAAGUUGUGAGGCUGGCUCCCAGUGCCCCUGUAACCCUACUCUCCUCUCUCCCUGGAUCUCAGAGGUGACACCCAUUGGGCACUUCCGGCAUGCCCCCAGUUACUGUAAAUGUGGCCCUCAGUGGGCAUGGAGCCAGUGCCUGUGGUUGUUUCUCCAGAGUCAAAAGAGAAGUCGAGGGAUGGGGCGUCGUCAGCUGGCACCGUCUCUGCUGCAGCAGCCACACUGUACUCUGCGCUGGCAUGGGGGCCCCUGCCUGGGCUGCGGGACCCUCCUGGUGCUGCCUACCUCCCCUGUCCUGUAGCCCCCUUGGUGGGCCCAGGGCCUAGGGCUGAGGAUCAAGUCACUCAUCUCAGAAUGUCCCCCACCAGUCCCCACCACAGCA
This is a messenger RNA of Pongo pygmaeus (Bornean orangutan), 2945 nucleotides long. RefSeq names its product TNF receptor superfamily member 8 (gene TNFRSF8). The transcript is spliced from 15 exons. NCBI's taxonomy places the organism in Eukaryota, Metazoa, Chordata, Mammalia, Primates, Hominidae. Gene Ontology annotation, biological process: signal transduction. Gene Ontology annotation, molecular function: protein binding; transmembrane signaling receptor activity. The coding region runs from base 403 to 2190 and encodes 595 amino acids. The record is from RefSeq and is a predicted model, not a curated record.